Messenger RNA from Amaranthus tricolor (Joseph's coat), 1091 nucleotides. RefSeq names its product thioredoxin F-type, chloroplastic-like. Bases 345 to 899 code for a protein of 184 amino acids. The record is from RefSeq and is a predicted model, not a curated record. Lineage: Eukaryota; Viridiplantae; Streptophyta; Magnoliopsida; Caryophyllales; Amaranthaceae. The transcript has 3 exons.
GGUAUAUAUAGGAAAUUUUAGGUCCAGUGGGAAAAUUAUAAUUUUUUGAAAAUCUAAGGGUAAAUUCAUAAUUUCAUUUGGGGUGGCGAUAAAAUGAAAAGGAGGCAAAGUUUAAGGAUCGGGUAUUAUAAAUGAUAGAAGAAUGAGAGGGUAUACUAGUGACAAGAUAUUCCCUAGAGACAUUGGUACAUUCCCUAAUUACCACAAACUACAAAGGCAAAAUUUCUCAGUCUCCUUCAUACACCACAUAACACUUCAUUCUUCCACACUAGUAGGGUUCUUCACAAUAAUCACUCAAAUAUCCAAUAACCAACCUUGAAAAUCUUCCAUAGAAGCUAACUUUAAUGGCUCUCCAUCUUUCUCUAUCUCACCAUUCAUGGGCAUCUUCAGCAAAUUCCAUCACUUCGUCGGAUCCCACUCGUGGGUCAGUGCCGGGUACCCGGUUACCCAAACGGGUCGAGUUUGGUGUGGAUUCUAAGAGUAAAGGGGUUGUAGUGAAGAGAAAAGAGGUAAUGAGAGUUCAAAUUAGAGCAAGUUUGGAAACUAUGGGUGCCCAAGUUGAAACCCUUGUUGGGAAAGUUACCCAAGUUGAUAAGGACACUUUCUGGCCUAUUGUUAAAGCUGCUGGUGAUAAACCUGUUGUUCUUGAUAUGUACACUCAAUGGUGCGGUCCAUGUAAAGUGAUGGCUCCGAAAUAUGAGAAAUUGGCGGAAGAAUAUCUUGAUGUUGUUUUUCUAAAGCUCGAUUGUAACCAGGAAAACAAGCCCUUGGCUAAGGAACUAGGGAUUAAAGUCGUUCCUACGUUCAAGAUCCUGAAGGCAGGCAAUAUUGUGGAAGAAGUGACAGGGGCCAAAUACGAAACUUUAGUUGCUGCCAUUCAAACUGUUCGAAGUAGCUGAACAUAAUAUUCGACGUGUAUAUAUGAUGAUAAGAUCUUCCUUGUAACUGACUCAAACGGAAACAACAUCGACAGUUGCUUAUUAAGUUGUAGUUACUGUGUCUGUUGAUAUUGUUAUAUGAACAAGAGACUGUACAUUUCAUCAAUGAGAGGAAAGAAAGGAACUCUACUUGAAGUAGUUUCUAAAUGUUAA